UUCGUUUCCACAAUGCAGGGAAAGGGGUUCGAUUUAGUUUUGAAACUCCACUGUAUUCUCUGCUUGGUUUCUGCAAUUCAAAGGAAAGAUCUUUUCCCCUUUGGUCCACACACAGGGGACCUCACCCUCCAGGAAGGCGACGAUGAAACCUCUGAAGUUAUCAUGCUCAAAAGGCCAAUUGUUUUUUAUGAUACACAGUUCGACAAUCUUUACGUAGGAACGAACGGCGUCAUCUCCCUCCAGGAUUUGCCCAGGGAGACCCAGUACGUGGAUGAUGGAUUGCCACUCGAUUUCCCAGUGAUAGCCCCCUACCUGUCGGACAUCGACACCAGUCGUGGCCGAGGGCGGAUAUAUUACAGAGAAGACAAUUCCUCUGCUACCUUGGACCGCGCCGGCCAAGAAAUCAGGAAAGCCUUUCCCCAGAGCUCAUUCACUCCGAGUAAUACGUUCAUCGCCACUUGGGAGAACGUGGCGCCUUAUGAGGAAGUGACGCGCUCGACUCCCUCUUCUAACAGGUUCAACACUUUUCAAGCAGUAUUGGCUUUUGAUGAAUCAAAUACCUACGCGAUUUUUCUAUACCCAGAGGAUGGGUUGCAUUUCUUUGGCACCCGUCCGAAGGAAUCUUACAACGUUCAGAUCGAGUUACCUGCUCGGGUCGGCUUCAGCAGAGGAGAAACUGAGUUCACACAGUGGAGACGAGAAGGUUCUUAUUAUAGUAUCACCAGCAGUGAGCAAUCUGUGAAAAAUCUCUAUCAGAUGGGCAAUUCAGGUGCUCGAGGAGUGUGGAUUUUUCAUAUUGGUGGAACUUCCUCCUUCAACAAUAUAAUGCAAGCAAAAGUCAGAGGGGAGCCUUCAGGAGAGGACACCAUUGUUACAUUGGACAGUGCCUUGAGUGGUCCAGUUAUCCCUGAUGCGCAGGAAUCGGAUUAUACAGAAACUGAAGAUUACAAACAACAUUAUGAAGAGUCUGAAUACACGUCCCACAUUUCCACGGCACCUCAUGGGAGAGUUGGUGGUGUUCCAGAGGACCCACCAUAUCCAGAUGCAGGCAUUAUACCAUCCUAUCCUGAAGGCUAUCCAGAGGCAGGCAUUAUGUCAUCAUAUCAUGAAUCUGGGGCUUUUCCAUCAUACCCAGAAAGAGGUCCUGAGGUUGGGACUGGGCUGAGGUACCCAGAUGGAUACUCCAGAGUUGUGCCUUUGCCUAGAAACCCGAUACCAGUUUCAUCAGACAGACGUGUUGUCAGUGUGGAUGAGGAUGAAGAGCUAGGUACUGGCGUCUUCACUUACAGUACAGAUACAAGGGAAACCUGCGAGAGAAACCAGGAGCAAUGUUCCCAGAAUGGCUACUGUACUGAUUACUCGAGUGGAUUCUGCUGCCAUUGCCAUUCUGGUUACUAUGGCAAUGGAAGGCAAUGUCUACCAGAAGGUGUUACUCAGCGUGUAAAUGGAAAAGUAAAUGGAAAAUUAAUGGUUGGAGCCAGUCAACUGCCUGUGGAGUUUAAGAAUGCUGACCUGCAUGCAUAUGUAGUUGUGAAUGAUGGGAGAGCCUUUACAGCAAUUAGUCAAAUUCCUGAGUUAGCAGGUUGGGCAAUGCAAUCAUUAUCUAUAAUUGGAGAUCUUUUUGGAUGGCUGUUUGCCGUGCAACAACCGGGCUUCAAAAAUGGCUUUAGCAUUGCAGGUGCCAAAUUUAUUCGCAAUAUCGAUAUCACCUUUUAUCCAGGCAAUGAGCAGUUAAAUAUAAUGCAAAUAGCUCAAGGUUUGGAUGCACAGAAUUAUCUCAGUGUAACUACUGAGAUCGAGGGAGAGUUGCCCAGUAUUGCUGCAGGAGCUAGGGUCCAGAUCCAGCCAUAUGAUGAAAUUUACUACCGCUCCAGUUCUGCAAUUACCUCUACGGCCUACAGGGAUUAUUCUGUUGAAUCUGGAAAUGGUGAGCGACAGACGCUUCGUUAUCAAUUGAGACAGAACAUUACCUACUAUGACUGUGAGCAUGCACCAACGACCAUCCCUGAAGCCCAACAACUUAAUGCAGAGCAUUUUGUUCUAUAUGAUCAGAAUGAACGGGUGGUUAGAUAUGCAAUGAUCAACCAGGUGGGACCUGUCAGAGAUAACUCCAGGCCUGAAACUGUAAAUCCAUGUCGGGAUGGAAGCCAUACCUGUGAUCCAAAGGCACAGUGUUUCCCAGUGAAUGACCAUGACCACAUCUGUACAUGUGCACCAGGCUAUGAAGGAGAUGGCAAGGUUUGCUCAGAUAUUGAUGAGUGUGCUGGUGGUAAUUCCCAUGAAUGUGGUGAAAAUACCGAUUGCAUCAAUGUCCCUGGAUCCUAUGGAUGUGAGUGCAAGCAAGGCUAUGCAAUUCCAGAGGGUGGCAACACAUGUUGUCCAAGACUAAGAUGUUUUCUUUCUUUAGGACUUGAAACGCGUACAAAGACAGCUUGUGAGGAGCAGCGUGACAGUGCACAAGCACAGUUCAGCCCUCGUGGACCUCGGCCACAUGUUGGAAUCCACAUUCCUCAGUGUGACGAACAGGGCAACUUCAAGCCACAACAGUGUCAUGGCAGUACGGGCCAGUGCUGGUGUGUGGACACAUGGGGAAGGGAAAUCUCUGGAACCAGAACACUCCCUGGAAAUAAUCCACCACAGUGUGGACUUGUAGUAACCAAUGGACGUCCAAAAACAGCUUGUGAACAGCAAAGAGACAGACUGCAAGCAGCAAGCGUACAUGGGCCCCUUAUUGGACUUCACAUCCCUCAGUGUGAUGAAGAAGGGAACUUCAGGCCGAUGCAGUGCCACAGCAGCACAGGCUACUGCUGGUGUGUGUACGAAAAUGGGCAGGAAGUUACAGGGACAAGGACAGCGCCUGGAACUGGUCAACCACGCUGUGAGCUCCCAACAGCCAACGAGCGCCCAAAGUCUGCUUGUGAGCAGCAGCGAGAACGGUUAGAAACGCAGAUGAGCUUGCAUGGAUCUCGACCGUUGUUUGGACUCCACAUCCCUCAGUGUGAUGAAGAAGGGAACUUCAGGCCGAUGCAAUGCCAUGGCAGCACAGGCUACUGCUGGUGUGUGUAUGAAAAUGGGCAGGAAGUUAUAGGGACGAGAACGGCACCUGGAACUGGUCAGCCACGUUGUGGACUGGCAGCAUCCAAUGAACGCCGUAAAACUGCAUGUGAAGAGCAGCGAGAAAGAUUACAAAUAGAGUUGACUGCACAUGGACCUGAACCUCGGGUGGGACUCCACAUCCUUCAGUGUGAUGACGAAGGGAACUUCAGGCCAAUGCAAUGUCAUAGCAGCACAGGGCACUGCUGGUGUGUGAAUGAAAAUGGACAGGAAGUUCCUGGGACCAGGACAGCACCUGGAACUGCUCAACCACGCUGUGGGCUGCCAGCAACCAAUCAGCGUCCAAAGUCUGCCUGUGAGCAGCAGCGAGAACGGAUGGAAACGGAGAUGAGUCCGCGCGGGUCUCGGCCAUUAAUUGGACUGCACAUCCCUCAGUGUGAUGAAGAAGGGAACUUCAGGCCAAUGCAAUGUCACAGCAGCACAAGAUACUGCUGGUGUGUGAAUGAAAAUGGAGAGGAAAUCCCAGGGACUAGGACAGCACCUGGAACUGAUCAACCACGCUGUGGGCUGCCAGCCAACAAGCGCCCAAAGUCUGCCUGCGAGCAGCAGCGAGAACGGAUAGAAGCGGAGAUGAGCCUGCGUGGGCCUCUUGUUGGACUCCACCUCCCUCGGUGUGAUGAAGAAGGGAACUUCAGUCUGAUACAGUGCCACAGCAGCACAGGCUACUGCUGGUGUGUGUAUGAAAACGGACAGGAAGUUCCAGGAACGAGGACUGCACCUGGAACUGGUCGACCACGCUGUGAGGUGCCAGCAACAAAUGAACGUCCAAAGUCUGUCUGUGAGCAGCACCGAGAACGGGUAGAAUCAGAGAUGCGUGGAUCCCAGCUCUUGAUUGGACUCCACGUCCCCCAGUGUGAUGAAGCAGGGAACUUCAGGCCCGUGCAGUGCCACAGCAGCACAGGCUACUGCUGGUGUGUGUAUGAAAACGGACAGGAAGUUCCAGGGACGAAGACAGCACCUGGAACGGGUCGACCACGCUGUGAGGUGCCAGAAACCAGUGAACGUCCAAAGACUGCUUGUGAACAGCAGCGAGAGAGGCUGCAAGCAAUACUGAGCCUGCGUGGACCCCUUGUUGGAUUCCACGUUCCUCAGUGUGAUGAAGAAGGGAACUUCAGUCCAUUGCAGUGCCAUAGCAGCACAGGCUACUGCUGGUGUGUCUAUGAAAAUGGACAGGAAGUCCUAGGAACAAGGACACCGUCUGGAACAAGUCAACCACGUUGUGGGCAGCCAGGAGCCAAUGAGCGCCCAAAGUCUGCCUGUGAGCAGCGGCGAGAACGUUUAGAAAUGGGGAGUAGUCUGCAUGGGUCUCAGCCAUUAAUUGGACUCUACAUCCCUCAGUGUGAUGACGAAGGGAACUUCAGGCCAAUGCAAUGCCACGGCAGCAUAGGCUACUGCUGGUGUGUGGAAGAAAAUGGACAGGAAGUUCCAGGGACGAGGACAGCACCUGGAACUGAUCGAGCACACUGUGAGCGGACAGUGACCAAUGAGCGCCCAAAGUCUGCCUGUGAGCAGCAGCGAGAACUGAUGGAAGCAGAGAUGAGCCUGCGUGGUCCUCUUGUUGGAUUCCACGUCCCUCAGUGUGACGAAGAAGGGAACUUCAGGCCGAUACAAUGCCACAGCAGCACGGGCUACUGCUGGUGUGUGUAUGAAAAUGGACAGGAAGUUCCAGGGACGAGAACAGCACCUGGAACCAGUCAACCACGCUGCGGGCUCCUAGAAAGCAAUGAACGUCCAAAGACUGAUUGUGAGCAGCAGCGAGAGAGACUACAAGCUGAGGUGAGCCUGCGUGGUUCUCAGCCCCUUGGAAUCCAUGUCCCUCAAUGUGACGAAGAAGGUAACUUCAGGACUAUACAAUGCCACGGCAGUACAGGCCACUGCUGGUGUGUGGAUGAAAAUGGACAGGAAAUCCCAGGAACCAGGACAGCACCUGGAACUGGUCAGCCACGCUGUGGACCAGCAGAACAUACUGAACAUCCAAAGAAUGCCUGUGCACAACACCAUGAGAGAGUGCAAACAGAAUUGAACAAGCAUGGAUCUGAUCCUCCAACUGGAGUCUAUGUCCCCCAGUGUGAUGAAGAAGGGAACUACAGGGCAAUGCAAUGCCACAGCAGUACAGGCUACUGCUGGUGUGUGGAUGAAAACGGCCAGGAAAUUCUUGGGACCAGAAAAGGACCUGGAACCGGUCAGCCACACUGUGGGCUGUCAGAAUCGACGGAAAAUCCAAAACCACCUUGUGCGGAGCUACGGGAUCAACUACAAGCGGAGCUCAAUCUGCGUAGAGCUCGACCUGCUGUCUGGGUGUAUGUCCCUCAGUGUGAUGCAGAAGGCAAUUUCAAGCCUCUGCAGUGCCACAGCAGCACAGGGCAGUGCUGGUGUGUGGAUGAAUUGGGACGAGAAAUUCCUGGGACUAGGACUCUUCCUGGAAGCAGUCAGCCACAAUGUGGGCUGCCAGAACCCUUACAGCGUCCACAGACGGUGUGUGAGCGUUGGAGAUUCAGCCUUCUGGAACAUUAUGGUGGCAGACCAGCCAAUGACCAGUAUGUACCUCGGUGCACUGAGUUUGGGGAUUUCAGCCCUUUGCAAUGCCAUGGAAACAGUGGUUACUGUUGGUGUGUGGAUAAAGAGGGUCGAGAAAUUCAAGGAACCAGGACUGAACCUGGCACUCCACCAGCAUGUAUACCAACUGUUCCACCUCCCACUACCCAGCCGACUACAGCGUUUGUUGUGACUGCACCAUCCACGGGUGCCUUCCUUUUGUAUGCUCAGGGACAGCAUAUUGGGUACCUGCCUCUGAAUGGUACUCGGCUAAACACAGACGAAGCCAAGAGCCUGUUAGCUCUUCAUGGUUCAAUUAUUAUUGGUAUUGAUUAUGACUGCAGGGAUAAGAUGGUUUAUUGGACUGAUGUUGCAGGCCGAACUAUUAGUAGAGUUAGUUUGGAACCUGGCGCAGAACCAGAAAUAAUCAUUAAUUCAGGACUGACUAGUCCUGAAGGACUAACCAUUGACUACCUCCACAGAAACCUGUUUUGGACUGAUAGUGGAUUAGAUAAAAUAGAAACUGCUGCAGUCGAUGGAUCUAAACGGCGAGUUCUUGUUGAUACUGAUCUGGUAAAUCCCAGGGCAAUUGUAGUGGACUCUCUUAGUGGCAACCUAUACUGGACAGACUGGAAUCGCGAAGCUCCUAAAAUUGAAACUUCUCAUAUAGAUGGAACUAAUAGAAGAAUAUUAGUUAAAAAUGAUAUUGGAUUGCCCAAUGGGUUGACGUUUGACCCAUUUUCCAGACAACUCUGUUGGGCUGAUGCUGGAACCAAAGAUCUGGAGUGCAUAUUUUCAGAUGGGACAGGAAGGCGAGUGGUGCAGAGUGGUCUAAAUUAUCCUUUCAGUAUUGUUGCCUACUCAAAUCACUUUUACUACACAGACUGGAGAAGAGAUGGAAUUAUUGUUGUACCUAAAGAUGGCAGCCAGAUUACUGACGAGUACCUACCUGAUCAGAGGUCACAUCUAUACGGAAUAACUGUGGCUUACCCUCAUUGUCCACAUGGAAGAAAAUAAUGUCUCUAUUGGUAAUGACAAUUGUAUUUCAUCGUUCUACAUAUGGAGGAAAAGGAAGACUUUAUUUGGAACAGGGUGCUGCAGACAGAAGUGAAUUUUCCCCUCACACCUAUUAAGUAAGAGAACCAAACUGAAAAUGUGUUACAGAGCAACUAUAUUUGUAAGAAUUU
This is a messenger RNA of Pristis pectinata (smalltooth sawfish), 6836 nucleotides long. RefSeq names its product nidogen 2a (osteonidogen) (gene nid2a). Lineage: Eukaryota; Metazoa; Chordata; Chondrichthyes; Rhinopristiformes; Pristidae. Gene Ontology annotation, cellular component: basement membrane. Gene Ontology annotation, biological process: cell-matrix adhesion. Gene Ontology annotation, molecular function: calcium ion binding. The record is from RefSeq and is a predicted model, not a curated record.